UGUUUAAAAUUUAUCUUUUAGAUAAUAAAUAUUUAUUAAUUUUUAUAUUUUACAGGUUUUGAAUGGCAAGCAAUAGAUGAGUGCAGAGAAAAAAUAUUACAAAAUUUGAGAGUAUUCAAAGACCGUGGAAAAAUAUGUUUCAACAUCCCAAUAGAUGAAUAUGACAAGGUAGAACAAUUGAAGUCAGUAGACAAUGUUUACAUUUUAGCUGAUGUAAAUUAUCACUCAUACAACAAAGACGACAAGGAAUCCUGCUUCCAGCUUCUCAGAGACUCUUUAUCAUCGAAUAAGUCUCAAUUAAACAAGAGUAUAAACGCCUGGAAAAAGUUCACGAAAUUUCCCGGUAAAGUGUUUCCUUCUAUUAAAGAGUACGAGCGCGUAAUAAACGACUACAAGGCGGCUAAAGAAGAAAAGAGGAAAGGUCCAGAGGAAGAAACUGUGAGAGGUAGAAAAAAGCGAGGCAAAGAUCCUUCGUCGUCUAAAGAGACUGACAUUUUAUCCUACCGAGUCUCAUGUGAAAGAACUGGAGUCCAUGCGUUUGAGUCUCAAGAAGUCGCUGUGAAAUUAGGUGGAGAAUUUAAUGACUUAUAUCACUGGCUAGUUGAUUUAACUGAUUACCAGCUGGAGAUACUCUACAAAAUUUCUUUCGCUGAGACUUUAAUAUUGCUACGCGUGACUACUGAGUCGAUGCACCGGAGGAACAUUGCUUUUUUUGGACCUACAACUCUCAGGGCGACUGUUUGUUACAAUUUGUUGCGGCUGGCUAAACCUAAACCUGGAGAAAUUAUUAUUGAUCCAAUGUGUGGUGGUGGAUCCAUUCCUAUUGAAGCCACUAAAGAGUUUCCAUUAAAUUACAUAAUUGGUGGAGACAAUCAUGAAAAAGCCAUGGAAAGAUCCAGGAUGAAUUUUGCAAUGCUACCGACAGCGUACAAGUCAGACUUAAUCCAAUGGAAUUUGGAGCACUUGCCAUUUAAAGAUUCUUCUGCUUUACAAGCAGCUACAGAUUUAUUUAAAGUAAAAAAAACUCUAUCAAUAAGCAUGGGAGGACUAAACGCAGCAGCCUACGUUCUGAAGCGUACAAAUUUAGCUUACGACAGUUUUUUAACAAGAGUGACAACACUGGUGACACCGAAAGCUAGAUCAUCAUCUUCAUCUUCUGAUAAAUCAGAAUAA
Molecule: messenger RNA, 1173 nt
Organism: Cotesia congregata
Lineage: Eukaryota; Metazoa; Arthropoda; Insecta; Hymenoptera; Braconidae
Source: the annotation of a GenBank genome assembly